UUUUGACUUUCUACUCCAAAGGUAGUACUAUACAGUGCCUACAAAUGCACAUGACAAUAUGAGAUAUGGAGUAUGAAGUACAUGUAGCUGAAAAAAAUGACUUGUGGACAGCAGUAUACCCGUGCGCAGGGUUGGGUGUGCGGGUUAUGCGCAAUCUUGAURUCAUGAGAAUGAAUAUGUGCAACUACAGGAUUGGCUGUAAUUUAUACGAUGCAAAUUAAUGUGGGAAAUCUAUUGUAAGAGGAUUGUGGGAAAUCUAUUAACUUCAUGUUUUAUUUCUGGCACUUACAUGUAGAAUAGGAGGAGGUGGUCCACCGACCCAACCCCCACCCCCAAAGCAUUGACACCUCUUUAGGUACCAAAAGAAAAUCUUGUGAAUUUUUCUUUAUGUUGUUGUUAAGGAAUAGUCRAUGCUUAGUGUGCGUAUAUCAUGUUCUAGGUGUAUGCUGGAGGUUUAUAAGAAAGAAAGAAGAGUAAGAAUCACACAAGGCRUAGCCAAGUGCAACUCUAGCUUCUUGAGUGUAUAAACAACCUCCCAAGUGCAUCUAGAACUGGAUAUAUGCACAAUUAAGCAUUGACCAUUGCUUUUAUAACAUACCAUAGUAAAACUGGAAAAAAUAUUUGUUAAUCAAAAAAAAAAAUUGUUCUAAUGAAAUCUUCAUUAAAUAGAUUCAUUAAAUGCACGAUACUUAAUCAUGUCAGUGUGCACUAUCAAUUUCUGGAUGCAAGCUCGCUCACGCUAAUUAACCAACCAAGUUAUAUCAUGGCUAUGUUAUAAUAAAUUAUUGGUGUCCUAUCGUCCUCCUUCUUGUUGCUAACAGCUUUCAAACCUCACAUGAGCUUAGAGUAACUGAGACUUUCUAAUUAUUCCUGUUAACUAUCAUACAGGUUGUUGGAGUCAUAGYCUGUGUAGCUGAGCACAUUGGGGUGGGGGAUCCCAAUGUACUGCUAUGCAGUCUACAAGAUCAUCUCGGAGAUGUCCUCAUCCUCGUAUAUUCUCCAGUUUCAGGGUCCCAUUUGUUUACGCCUUACUCUCGGUUAUUGCUAAUCCAGAUUUGGUGGAUUCUGUUAAAGAUGCAGACAUUUUAGUGUUUAAUUUGCCACCUAUGUUCUUGAAGAAGACUUGUUUAAAGUUAAAAGGAAAUAUCAAGCCUGAUGUACUGGCCAUCUCAAUGAUUAAGGGUCUUGAUCAUAGCAAAAAGGGAUUUCACCUGAUUUCACAGCAAAUAAAAGAUAUACUAAACAUUCCAGAUGUGAGCGUCAUGAUGGGUGCRAAUAUUGCUGAAGAAGUUGCCAAGGAAAUGUUUUCUGAGUCAACUAUUGGUUCUAAUUCUCUUGAGCAUGGCUACAUAUUCAAAGAACUUCUUAGCAUGCCCUACUUUAAAGUCCAUGUGAUAUCUGAUGUGGAGAGUGUUGAGUUCUGUGGUGCUAUUAAGAAUGUAGUUGCUAUUGGUGCAGGGAUCAUUGAUGGUCUUGGAUAUGGUGACAAUACUAAAGCAGCCAUCAUAAGAAUAGGUCUGGAGGAGGCCUUUGAGUUUUCCCGUGCUUUUCUGCCAGGUUCAAGGAUGUCAACAUUUUUUGAAUCUUGUGGGAUCGCUGACUUCAUUGUGACAUGUUAUGGUGGAAAACAUCGGCUCGCUGGAGAGGCUUUUGUUAAGACUGGGAAGCCAUUUAAGGAAUUGGAGUCUGUUGUUCCUGAGCUGAGGUUUAGAAAGCUUCCUGGUCCAGACACGUUAGAAGCAGUGUUCAAAGUGGUGCAAGAUAAAAAACUAGAAAAAAAAUUUCCAUUAGUGACAGUCUUACACAAUAUCUGUUUUGAGGGAGGAUCUCCGAGCGACAUCAUUGAAGCUUUACAAAGACACGAUGAAUUCCCAGCAAACCUGUAAAAAUAAAACCCAUUAUUUUAUUAGCUUUUGAGUCAUCCAAUCACAGAGUAUCUAGUUGCAUUAACUGUAUCGUUUCCAACCCAUAAAAUAUACUCUAUCAUUAUUUAUUUUAAGAUCAUUAAAAUCAUAUACUGGUUUUGGUUGAUCUGUUGAGUAAUGUGCGCCAGGUCUUGCUCAAAGUUUUAUUUUACGAAAAGUGUUAAUUUCUGGUCUAAGGUAUUAAUUUCCGAUUUUGGCGCGAAAAAAGUCAACAGUUAAAGAUUUUAUUUCAGAAAAUAGGAGGACAAAAUCAUAUUUAUAUUAUUGAGUGAUUUGCAUAAGCUCAUGAAAUACUGACAUGUCAGUGUAUUUAGCACUAUUGCCCUCUAGCUGUUUCGUUUUCUUAUAUCGUUCUAAUAAAUAAAUUUUGUAGCAUAACUAUAUUCUUCACUCGAACUGAACUUUCAGCUAAUUAAGGAAGCUAAAGGCACGGGCACACGGUGCAACAUUGCGCGCAACAUUGCAGGCAAUGUUGCUGAAGUAGGAUAGUUUUUUUAAGCUACGGACAUACGGUGCAACAUUGCGCCCAAUGUUGCAUGCGAUUGAUGUUGCGAGCCCUGACACACGAUGCAAUUUGUUGCACGCAACGUUGCUGAAGUAGAAAACUAUCCUACUUCAGCAAGAUUGCCUGCAAUGUUGCGCACAAUGUUGCACCGUGUGUCCGUGCCUUAGGAUGUUUUUUGAUUUGUUUUUUUUUAACAAAUUGCGUCGUGUGUCAUGGAUGCAACAUCAAUUGCAUGGAACAUUGCUCACAAUGUUGCACCGCGUGUCCGUAGCUUAACACUAGGUAUAUACAAAUUAUUGCAAUGUAAUAAAAUAUCGUUUAAUUUUUGAUCGUUUUUCUUAAUAAUUUAUGAAAUAUUUACUGCUAAGUUUAUGAAAGAAAGAAUAAAAGUAUAUUAUGGUUUUUCUAA
This is a messenger RNA of Actinia tenebrosa (Australian red waratah sea anemone), 2839 nucleotides long. RefSeq names its product glycerol-3-phosphate dehydrogenase 1-like protein. Gene Ontology annotation, cellular component: cytosol. Gene Ontology annotation, molecular function: protein homodimerization activity; NAD binding; glycerol-3-phosphate dehydrogenase [NAD(P)+] activity. Gene Ontology annotation, biological process: carbohydrate metabolic process; glycerol-3-phosphate catabolic process. NCBI's taxonomy places the organism in Eukaryota, Metazoa, Cnidaria, Anthozoa, Actiniaria, Actiniidae. The record is from RefSeq and is a predicted model, not a curated record.